Molecule: messenger RNA, 1553 nt
Organism: Thermothielavioides terrestris NRRL 8126
Lineage: Eukaryota; Fungi; Ascomycota; Sordariomycetes; Sordariales; Chaetomiaceae
Exons: 1
Coding region: 36-1310 (424 amino acids)
Source: RefSeq, a predicted model, not a curated record
CAGCAUCACAACUCCCACCAACUCCACUCAUCGCCAUGUCUUCGUAUUCCAGUGCUGAAGACGCCUACGAUUCCGACGAGCCGCCUGAGCUCGACCUGGACCUCACCAAGCUCGUAGAUCGUGCCAGCCUCGUCCUCGGCGUCAAGUGCAUCAGCGCGAAAAAGCUCACCCGAGGCGCCAGCCAUGAGAUCUUCACGCUCCGGUUCGAGGAGUCCCCCGCAGCACCAGAAUCCCUCGCAAAAGCUGGGUUUCUGUGCAUCGCACGGUUCGCGCGUGUGAAUGGCGAUGUGGCUAAAUCCGUCAGUGAGAUAGCCACGGCGAGAUAUCUCCGGCGCUUCACCGACAUACCCGUGCCCGAAAUUUACUAUCACGACCUGGACCCCGGGAACGACAUCGGCGCGCCAUUCGUGCUCAUGGAGAAGAUGCCCGGCCGUCACCUUCACAAAAUGUGGGACGGCCUUUCGCGAGAGGACAAGAAGUCGGCCCUCUCGCAGAUUGCCUCGGUCGUUGCGAAGCUCGCUUCCCUCCAGUUCGACCAGAUCGGGUCCCUGAACGAGCAUGGGGUCGGGCCCCUCGUCAGCCCCUGUUUUGAGCAGCCGAAGGGCCCAUUCCGGUCAACAGAUGAAUAUCUGCGAUCCUUCAUCUCCACUGAGUCGGUUGAGUCCUCAGCGCUGAGAGCCCUCUUCCAAGAAGCGCAGCAAGAAAUCGGGGCUUUCCUUGCUCGGAACAGCCAGGCCACCUACCUGCAACCGCCCUUCUGUCUGAUCCACGCCGAUUUCGACGGACAAAACAUGCUCUUCCUCGAACCAGCGGAUGGCUCAGGACCCAAACUCGCCGGUCUGAUCGACUUUGAAUAUGCCCACACGGGACCUCUCUACUUCUUGUACGAGUACCCGAUCUUCAUCCAGGACGUGUCCUGGUCCAAGGAGCUUUACGCCGAGAAUGCCGUUCUGCGUGCCCAUUUCGUCCGGGCGAUUUACCAGGCACUGCCCAGUUCCGAGGCGCAGUCAACCUUCAUUGCAGCCAUGAAUGACAAGAGCUUCGCUCUGAACGGCUUUCGGGACUCGUUUAUGAGACUCAAAUGUUCCGAGAAGACACUGAUCAAUUCCACCGCUGCCUACAUACAAGAGCUCAGGGACGGGACGGGACUCGCGUACUCCGGCAGACUCGACUACACUCCCGAGCGCUACACUGAGAGAGGAGAGCUGGUGUCUGCUGAUACCGCCACGCAAGCAGGAAGCCCAUUAAACGGAUCUGGCCAUCAAAUGCCGCUGGAGGCCUCGCAAUCCACCGAUUCUUCGGCACGGUAGACGGAGCAACCGCAUCUGCUUGACAAGGGGACGGAGGUCGUCCGGGCUGGCUCUUCGCGGUGUCGACCUGUAUUCACUGUUUCCCCUUCCGUCAGAUUGUCGAACAGCUUGAGUACCUCCAGAACCCAACUUACGCUCAGAUCGCAUCGGUUACAGUUGACACCUUCCUCAUACUCCGUGCCGCAUCUCUCGCAUGGCUCUGUCUUCAGCUGCACCCAUUCUUUGUGACCGUUUUGCGCAAGU